Mizuhopecten yessoensis (Yesso scallop) is the source of this 827-nucleotide messenger RNA. RefSeq names its product N-acetylserotonin O-methyltransferase-like protein. The record is from RefSeq and is a predicted model, not a curated record. The coding region runs from base 160 to 822 and encodes 220 amino acids. The transcript is spliced from 6 exons. Lineage: Eukaryota; Metazoa; Mollusca; Bivalvia; Pectinida; Pectinidae. Gene Ontology annotation, molecular function: nucleoside triphosphate diphosphatase activity.
GUAGGGGCCGGAACUACUAAGGUAUGGAUGUCAACAACAGAUUUCCACGAGAUCACGCCGGUUCUACUAAUAACAACUACACGUAACAGUGAAACUUUGAAGUGUGUUGUUGUCGAUCACUGAACUGUGAACAGUAACCUGUAUUUGGGCUAAUUUGUGAUGUUGCAAUCGGUUAUAUCGUCAUUAAAUUCCAAUAAAAUCGUACUGGCGAGUGGAUCUCCAAGAAGGAAAACAAUUCUACAGAACCAUGUUGGAUUGAAGUUUGAGGUGAUUCCAUCAACAUUUGAAGAAAAUAUUGACAAAAGUCUUCCUCCGAUCGAUUAUGUACGAGAGACGGCCAAACAGAAGGCUUUAGAGGUGGCUCAGAGGCUGUGUAUUGGCAAGGGAUCACCAGAUUUGAUAAUCAGUGCUGAUACUGUGGUAACACAAGAUAACCAAAUAUUUGAAAAACCAAAAGACCGCGAAGAUGCAUACAAUAUGUUAAUGAGAUUUAGUGGCAGAAAACAUUCAGUGUGCACUGGUGUUACAUUAGUGUGCCCUGCAACUUCUACAGUUUUUACGGGAUCAAAAGUUAAUGGUUUUGAAAACAUGUUGAUCACACAGUUUCAUGAGUCAACAGAUGUGAUGAUGACAACAUUAACACCAGAGAUUGUCAAUGCCUAUAUAGACACUGGAGAAUGCAUGGAUAAAGCAGGUGGCUAUGGUGUCCAGGCAAUAGGAGCGUCCAUAGUGGAAGGGAUCUAUGGGGACUAUUACAACGUGAUGGGAUUUCCUCUCCACCGAUUCUGUAAAGAACUGCUAGAAAUAUACAAUAAACAAUAAAAUAG